AUGUUGAGAUUGCUAGAGCUUCAAUCAAUUUUAGCCAUGGAGAGGCUUGCCAAAUGGGGCAGAACUGAGAUCUCUUCAGUCUGGACUAGACUAGAAGUGGCUGGAUGGACGAUUGAUGACCUGGAACUAUACUUCAAGAAUUUGCAUGAGUGUGUUGGUCCGUCGCAAAUCUCGCGGCCUGGUGCUCCGGGCCGAGGGGAUGUGCGUCAACACGUAACGUCCUCCUUUUGGAUGCGGUGCGGUUGUGCGCGGGCGUGCCAGCACGGUCUACCGUGCAUCGAGGUGAUGAUGAGGUUCGAGUAG
Messenger RNA from Prunus armeniaca (apricot), 303 nucleotides. NCBI's taxonomy places the organism in Eukaryota, Viridiplantae, Streptophyta, Magnoliopsida, Rosales, Rosaceae. The record is from the annotation of a GenBank genome assembly.